Molecule: messenger RNA, 351 nt
Organism: Rodentolepis nana
Lineage: Eukaryota; Metazoa; Platyhelminthes; Cestoda; Cyclophyllidea; Hymenolepididae
Source: the annotation of a GenBank genome assembly
AUGGCUGGUCUUCAAGAGAUUAACAUGUCAUUCGAGGAAUGCCUAGAUGACGCAAAGGCUAGGCUGAUUAUGGUGGCUUUCGUAAAAUUCAAUGAUGAAAAUUAUCAAGAUUUGAUGACCACGUUACAGGAGAUAAGCAAAGAUUACAAAAGGCUCAUUAUUCUUGCCGUUGAUGCCACAAAAAACCUUCAACUGGCUAGUGAUUUCAACGUCACUGCAUGCCCUACUUUCCUUUUCUUCCGACAACGAACUCUCCUCGGUAGACGUGUGACAACCAGAACAAAUAGACUAAAGAAAGAUGUCGAGAAAUACUCCAAAGUGUUCAUCGCUACUCCAUCCCUUCACGAAUGA